ACAACAAAUUUGCUAGUCUGACCAGAAGCGUUCAAAACGGCGGUAGUGUUUUGAAGAAGCCAGAGCAAUUCGCAGUUAUCGCAAAAUGCAAAAACAACAAUUGAUUUGUCUUUAUUUGUCACUGAUUGUUUUGGUUUCGGCCAAAAUGGUGGCAAGUCAGGUCGUUAAUGUGGGUCCAUGUCCAUCUGGCAUUGAAACUGUACAAGAUUUCGAUGCAGAAGCGUAUUUGGGUGUAUGGUAUGAGUACUCCAAGUAUCCUUUCGUUUUCGAGGCCGGCGGCAGAUGUAUACAGGCUGAAUAUGGAGCCUUAACAAACGAUUCGGUUUCAGUGCUGAAUAGCCAAAUAUCAAUUUUCAAUGAAAGAUCAUCUAUUUCCGGUGUUGCCAAAAUUGUUGGACCAGGCAAACUUUCCGUACGUUUUAAUGGUGUUGCUUCUCUAGCUGGGUCCGCUAACUACUGGGUGUUAGGUACCGAUUAUGAUAAUUAUGCUGUCGUCUACAGCUGCAAGAAUUUAGUAAUCGCACAUGCAGAAACCGUGUGGAUCCUCACGCGUGAGCGCGAUCCAUCUGAGGAUAUUGUAAGAGAAGCUCAGGAUGUACUUGAUUCGCAAGGUGUAUCUUUGGACCCAAUGAUUGUGACCGAUCAAUCAGGCUGUCCAGACUCAUAAAAAUAAAGCCGGAAGAAACUACGGCAUUACGAAAACUAUAAGCAAUCCGAAGCUAUGUAAAUAUUGUACAUAAAACAAAUAAAAAAACUACCAAUUUCAAAACA
This is a messenger RNA of Bactrocera tryoni, 771 nucleotides long. Its product is annotated as apolipoprotein D-like. The transcript is spliced from 6 exons. Lineage: Eukaryota; Metazoa; Arthropoda; Insecta; Diptera; Tephritidae. Bases 86 to 667 code for a protein of 193 amino acids. The record is from RefSeq and is a predicted model, not a curated record. Gene Ontology annotation, molecular function: pigment binding.